This is a messenger RNA of Scatophagus argus, 2826 nucleotides long. Its product is annotated as leucine-rich repeat-containing protein 15. Lineage: Eukaryota; Metazoa; Chordata; Actinopteri; Scatophagidae. The transcript has 4 exons. Bases 406 to 2502 code for a protein of 698 amino acids. Gene Ontology annotation, molecular function: protein binding. The record is from RefSeq and is a predicted model, not a curated record.
UUUGGUGCAGGUGGAUUGAACAGGUGAAGUCAUCAGCAUGACUGAUCUCCACUGAUGAUGAGCUCCAGCUGAUCCCAGCUUCUGCUUCUCCGCCCUAAACUCCACCAAACGUUUGGCUCUGACGGCUGUCCUUCAGUCCUGUCCAGACUGUCAGACUCCGGGUUCAGCUUGGUUAUGAAAGACUCACUCAUAUGAGAAAUGUGGGAAGACAGACAUUCACGUCAGGCCUGAAGUAAAACUAAGCCACAACAUUUUGGUAAACCUGUGACUUCUACAUCUUAGGGCAUAAAGAAGAUAAACACACAAACGCAGCUUUUCCAGCCAACAGCACAGUCAGUCUGCAGUCUCAGCUUGUAGCAACAACAUCCUGCAAACGUCGCCUUCUCACCAGUGCCGGAGCCGACCAUGUUGGCGGCCUUGACUCUGGUCUCCUUGAGUCUCUUAGUGCGGGCGUCUGACCUGUGCCCCCCAGCCUGCCAGUGCCUCCACAAUCUGACCACUGUUGUGUGCAAUGAAAAAGGACUGGAGCAGAUCCCAGAGCUGUCGGAUGGCACAGAGAAGCUGUAUGUCUCAUACAACAACAUACAGGAAAUACCAAAGCGUGGCCUGGAGAAGCUGCAGGUCCUGGACCUGACCAAGAAUCAGAUGAGCGUCUUCCUAUCCCACAACCCAGUUUGGCCCAAUAUGACGCAGCUGUCGAAGCUCUUCCUGCGUGACAACGGCCUGGUGUUACUAUACCCCGGUCAGUUCCUAAACUGUCCUGCUCUCACCUUACUGGACCUGAGUGAGAACCAGAUCGAACAUCUACCAGUCGGAUUCCUCCACGGAUUAGCUAAUCUGACCACGCUCAUUGUGAACUUUAACCAGAUUCAAAUGUUACAGGUUGGUGGACUGGAGGGAGCCUUCGCUCUCGCUGACCUCUACCUUCGCCAUAACAACAUAUCAAAGAUAGAGGAAGGUGUGUUCAAGAACUCAACUGUACUGAAGAAUCUCAUUCUGUCCAGAAACAGAAUUGCAAGCAUGGACAAGGCCAGCCUCGGAGGAGCGACAGAACUCACACAGCUUGACCUGAGUGACAACAUGCUGGUUACUGUCCCAGCUGAGGCACUGAGGGAUGUAAACAGGCUCAAGUAUCUGAAUCUGCAGAAGAACAGAUUGGUCAGCCUUCCAGAGGACUGCUUCUCCUCACUGAGCUUGUUGGAGCAUCUAGACUUGAGCAGAAAUGAGCUGACGACUCUGUCUGAGGGAUCGCUGAGAGGUCCGACCCUGCUGAGGGAGCUGAGCCUCAGUAACAACCUCAUAGAGUCUCUUCCCUCAAAGGUCUUCAGUGACCUGAGCAGCCUUAGGCUUCUUGAUUUGUACAGCAACAGAUUGACAUCUCUUUCUCCGGACAUAUUCAGCAACAUGAGCAAUCUGCACGAGCUGCAUCUGGCCAACAAUCAUAUCUCUGCCAUACCAGCUGGGGUAUUUGAUUCGCUGUCCACACUUGAAGAUUUACACCUGUCCAACAACUGCAUCCUGGAGCUCCACCCUGAUCUGUUCAAGAAGCUCAAGUCACUACAGAACCUGUACUUGGAGCACAAUGCUCUCAGGCACAUCCACAAAGGUGUUUUCCACAAGAUGAGGUCCCUCAAGGAGAUACAUCUCAACAACAACCACAUUGGGUCUAUACAUCACUCAGUCUUCCGUGGUUUGGUGAGACUAAAUCUACUGAAGCUCUCACACAACCAUCUCUCCUCUCUACAUCCAGACCAGUUCAGGGAUCUUGUCAGUUUAAAAGAGUUAAACCUAGAUAAAAACCACAUAGAUAACCUUCCCAAAAGCCUGCUCAUGAGUCUACAAAGUCUUCUAAUACUGGAUCUGGACAACAACCACAUCUCAGAGUUGUCUCCUGAUGACUUUGUAGGGUUGACCCACCUUAAAGAGCUCAAUCUGAGCUCCAAUCAGCUUCAGGACAUCCCGGCCAACACCUUCGAUGUCCUCCACAACCUCCGCAGGCUUCGGCUAAGCAACAACAGCCUGCAUAGUUUACACUCUCGGCUCUUUGCCCCACUUCGGAAGCUAACAGAACUCAACUUGGAUGGAAACAAGCUGAAUCACUUGCAGCCUGACGUAUUUCAAAGACUUACAAACCUGCAGAAACUGAAUUUGAAGUCCAACCAGCUCAGAGCUGUGGAGAAUGGGACUUUGGAGUACCUAAGGAACCUUUCUGCUGUCCACCUGUCGGGUAAUUUGUGGGACUGCAACUGCUCACAUAUUGCCUACAUCAGCAGCUGGGUCAACGUGCACAGGGACAAGCUUGGAGACCAGCCCAUGUGCUCCUCCGCCUUUCCGCCCUCUUCCUCCUCACCCUACUCUCAGGAAACACCACUCUCACAGGCAGCUCUGUCUCCGCUGUCGUCACAAGAUCAUUGCAUUAGCAGUACUGCAAGAGGCUCAUCACCCUCAUUUCCUCUAGAAGUGCUGAAUCUGCUCUGUCUCAUGGCUGUCAGCACACGAUGACGUCCUCUGUGGUGGUUUUGUCCUUUUUUUCACCCUUCCUCUGCUUUUCAUGUCAGCUCUGAGUUCACUGUACGUUUUAAUAUCUGUAAAGGCAUUCAAAAUUAUGUAAAUAAGAUUGAUUCUGCUAAAGUGCACACAUUUGCGAGCAUUCUUGUAAAAUAUCCCAAACUCUUAAUAAUUUUACUGUCCAUUACAUCUGGAAAUAAGGGAGCACAAUUAAGUGGUGCAACUUAAACUUCAAAGUCAAGCCUGACUGUAAGGCAACGUGGACUCAAGCCCAGAAGUGAUUUGCAACCAGCUGCUGGUUUUGUGUCUUUAUGAUAC